UUGACUGAAAAAUAAUAACAUGCAAUAAGCUACAUAAUUCUUUCUGGUUGUAAACAUGGCUGAUGUUCUUAGCUCACCAUUGUUGGAGGAAGAGGAGGAAGAUAAUGAUAUCAGUAACCAUGAAGUUGCUAGCAGAGAGAAUAUCAGAUUGACAGACCUGGAUAGUAUUGCUAGUUUUCAACAGUUGAUAAAAGAAAGUUGGGUAGAGUCAAAGAAACUGUGGAAAAUUGCAGGGCCUGCUAUUUUUAGCAGCUUAUGUUCAUAUUCAAUACUGCUGAUCACAUCAAUAUGUGCAGGCCAUUUGGGUAAUGUGGAAUUGGCAGCUGUGUCAAUUCAAGGCUCUGUUAUUGGACUCUUGGCUUUUGGACUCCUGUUGGGAAUGGGCAGUGCAUUAGAAACCCUUUGUGGUCAGGCUGUCGGAGCAGGCAAACUUCAAAUGCUUGGAGUGUAUUUGCAACGUUCAUGGUUAAUAUUGCUGGGUACAUCAGUGCUUUUGAGUUUUAUUUACAUCUUUGCUACCCCAAUUCUUAAGCUGCUGGGACAGGAGGAUGAUGUAGCUGAUCUAGCAGGAGAGUUUGCACUUUGGAUGCUACCACAGCUGUUUCUCUAUUCAUUAUAUUUCCCAAUGCAAAAGUUCCUUCAGGCACAAAGCAAACUCAUGGCCAUGGCUUGGAUUGCCUUAGUCACAUUGAUAAUCCAUGCCUUUUUGAGUUGGUUAUUAAUAUUCGAACUGGGUUUGGGGUUAGUUGGAGCAGCUAUUACAUUACAUAUAUCGUGGUCUCUUAUCGAUAUCAGUCAGUUUUUGUAUAUUGUUUACUUUUUCCCAGAUACUUGGAAAGGAUUCUCCUGGCUUGCCUUUCAUGACCUAUGGCCUUUCAUUCGACUUUCAGUGGCUUCGGGUGUGAUGUUAUGUUUGGAGAUCUGGUAUAUGAUGUCACUGAUUAUUAUGACGGGUAAUUUGAAAAAUGCAACAAUUGAAAUCGAUGCGCUAUCUAUCUGCAUGAAUUUGAACGCAUGGGAAGCCAUGAUCUUCAUCGGUUUUAAUGCUGCCAUUAGUGUGAGAGUAUCGAAUGAACUGGGAGCUGGUCACCCGAAAGCUGCAAAAUUUGCUGUCCUCAUCGUGGUUCUAACAUCAUUGUCGAUUGGCCUUAUAUGUAUGGCAAUCAUUCUUGCAACCAAAAAUGAUUUUGCAGUACUAUUCACAAGUAGUGAAGUGGUCAUGAAAGCAGUCUCCACUAUGGCAAUGUUACUUGGAGUGACGAUGCUUUUGAAUAGUGUACAACCAGUUCUAUCAGGUGUGGCUGUAGGCGGAGGUUGGCAAAGUCUGAUAGCCUAUGUAAAUGUAGGGAGCUACUAUUGUUUUGGAUUACCUCUUGGCCUGCUUAUGGGAUAUAAGUUCGACCUUGGAGCGAAGGGCAUUUGGACGGGCAUGAUUUGUGGAACAGCCCUUCAGACUCUUAUUUUAUUGUUAAUCACAUAUUUCACAAACUGGAAUCGAGAGGCUGCUCAAGCCGAGGAUCGUAUGAGGAUAUGGGGAGGAUCAGUUGAGGCUAAUACCAAUCGAUCAUUGAAAGGGGAAGAGAAUGUUGAAUAUGAGAACAUCCCUUAAAAAGUCUAGAAGACCAGUUACGAAAACCUUUGCCAAAUGUCUUCCUCGGAAAAUAUUUGUUCUAAAGAUAAUAUCCAAAAGGGGAUAUUCUGUGAAGAAGAAAAUUUUCCUGAA
This is a messenger RNA of Cryptomeria japonica (Japanese cedar), 1723 nucleotides long. Its product is annotated as protein DETOXIFICATION 33. Gene Ontology annotation, biological process: xenobiotic detoxification by transmembrane export across the plasma membrane. Gene Ontology annotation, molecular function: antiporter activity; xenobiotic transmembrane transporter activity. The record is from RefSeq and is a predicted model, not a curated record. NCBI's taxonomy places the organism in Eukaryota, Viridiplantae, Streptophyta, Pinopsida, Cupressales, Cupressaceae. Bases 56 to 1609 code for a protein of 517 amino acids. Gene Ontology annotation, cellular component: membrane. The transcript is spliced from 9 exons.